AUGGAAAACAAUGGCCAAAGUUUGCAGCACAGCGGUAGCAAAUACCGCGAAAGUACCAAGUUCGAUGCAAAUCUUGUUCAUGCGAUUGAUUUUGCGUCUGUCGAACUCUUCUCUGUAACAUAUCUUGGAUUGCAUCUUGCUAGAAAGUGCGAAACUCAACAAACUUGCAAACAAACUGUGAAGCAACUUGCUUGGCGGCAGAGAUUCACUCGCUACGCCCCUGAUUACACGAUCAUAAAUUCGUCAUCACGUGAUCACUUUUUGAAUCACCUUAUGGAGGGCCUUGAGUACCUUCACCGAAACAGAAUUGUUCAUCGUGACAUUAAAUCGGACAACAUUCUCCUACAAAAAGUUGAUGGUAAAACGAUCGUGAAACUCACAGAUUUUGGACUUGCACGUCGACUUCCGCAGGACUCUGACGUCAUCAAAUGUGACGUGCAAGGCACACCAUUGUACCUCGCACCUGAAACAAUUCUAGCCGAUCCUAUUGGUCCAGCGGUUGACAUCUGGGCAUGCGGAGUGAUUCUGUUCUUGUUACUUGUGGGUUAUCCACCAUUCUGGCAAAAUGAUGACAGGAAAUUGAUGUUACUGAUUGUUGAAGGAUGCUACAAUAUGUCAGCGCGCUACUGGGACGAAGUGUCAGAUGACGCUACAGAUCUUGUCAAACGAAUGCUUGUGGUUCAUCCUCACAAGCGAGUAACAGCUUUUAAAGCUCUGAAUCAUCCGUGGAUAACAGACUUUGAAGGAAAUGAGGAGGAGGCAAAUGGACACUGUACAAAUAAUUUUAUUUCAAGAUAGCAAGCACAAUCACCAAACCGUAAUUGAGAAAGUCCUAUUUUCCUAGUAUCCGAGUUCAGCUAUCCGCGAAAAAGUGAUCGAUAUUGUCCGGAAGGUCAAUAACUGAAAACAACCAAUCAGAUUGCUCGAUUGCUAGCCUAAUAUUCAAGUCUUCGACCGGGUAAUGUCCCGGAUUAUCUCGUCCAAAAACUCUUAUUAUUUUUCUUUGUUCCUUGCUUUUUUGCGGAAAACGUCAGGCUCUCAAACAGAGUUGCGCUAUUACAUUUUAUGUUGUCUUCACAGUUUGUUAUGGUGGGAUUCUUUUCUAACAUUAUCAGUCAUGUAAUAAAUCUCUUAUUAGCCAGCCGAACGUGC
Messenger RNA from Orbicella faveolata, 1152 nucleotides. RefSeq names its product calcium/calmodulin-dependent protein kinase type II alpha chain-like. Gene Ontology annotation, molecular function: ATP binding; protein kinase activity. Lineage: Eukaryota; Metazoa; Cnidaria; Anthozoa; Scleractinia; Merulinidae. The record is from RefSeq and is a predicted model, not a curated record. Gene Ontology annotation, biological process: protein phosphorylation.